CGCCUCACUGGCAGGAGCUAUGGUUGGACCCAUACCCGCACACAUUGAAGGUGAACUCCAGAUGAAAUUGGGCUACGAUCAAACGUCAUUACAGUUGAUUGUAACGAUUGUUUGUGCCAGCGGUUUGACGUUGCGUCAAACUGGUGCAGCCAGAAAUCCUUAUGCAAAAGUGUUCCUUUUACCCGAUCGUGGUACAAAAUCCAAAAGACGCACGAAAACAUUAGCCAGUACCUGUGAACCGCGUUGGGGUCAAACAUUUAUUUACAGUGGUUUGAGGCGUUGCGAUUUAGCCGGCAGAUAUUUAGAGGUCACUCUAUGGGAUUACGUGCGUUACGGUGCUAAUGACUUUAUUGGCGAAGUGGUUAUUGAUUUGGCCCAUCAUUCAUUGGAUGAUGAAGCGGAUUGGUAUAAAUUACAACCACACCAGGAUACCUCAUAUCUCGCCCCCGGUGCUCCCAGUGGCUAUUUUCGUCGUAAUGGUGCCCCAACGACCGGUCCUGGUGGCAUGAGUCUUAGCCAGCGUAGCCAUUCGGCGGCACCCGGUGAUGUCUAUCACAGCGGUUAUUAUCGCAGUACAAGUCCACGUCGUGGUUCCCUGUCACCACCAGAAUAUCGGGGACACGAUAUAGGUAGUAUACCACCAUAUAGUGGUGUCACAUCAUCAUCGAUUGUUGCGCCGUACGAUAGUGGUGUCGUUGGCUCGGCAUCACAGCAACAACGCUUCCAAUCGCGCUCGGCGACUGCCACACCAACGGGUUCACCGAAAAAGAGACAACUGCCAAAGGUCCCCCAAACAUCACGCAGCGCCAUGAUACGUGAUCGUUUGGGUCAAGAAUUUGACGAACGUUUAUCUUCGGGUAACGGUCGUUUUGGUCGACAUCGCACACGUCAACCGCAUCAUCAACCACUAUAUCGUAGUACUGGUGGUGGUGGCUGGGAGCGACACUAUACGGGGCUCUCGGACAGUGAUCUACACUCAAUGGAGACGCGAAUGCGACCACGACAUUCGCUAUCGCCCGACAAAGAUUAUAUGGGCGAUUUUGGUGAUUCGGAUAUUGAGUCAUUGGUUAGUGUGACCUCGAGUUCGUUUUCAACACAAUCGGAAAGGUUAAGAGGGUCACGUGGACUCAGUGAAUAUGUUGAUCCGAAACCGGAUGGUGAAGGUGCCGAUGGUGCUAAAAAAGAAGAAGGCAAUCCGGAUGAUAAAGUCGAUGGCAGUCUAUCCGAUACGGCGCAAGAUCGUAAAAAAGGUGCUGCGGACCAAGAACGUUCCCCCAAAAGUGGCAGUGGCAUGGGUAAAAAAUCCAACUCCACAUCCCAGCUAUCAGCAACAGGUCGUAAAAGACGUAUGGGCUUUGGAAAGAAGGGAAAAAGCUCAUUUACGGUGAAUCGCAGUGAAGAAGUAAUACCAGGUGAGAUACGAGGGGUACUGUCGCGUGGCUCAUCUUCUGAAGCCGAUGGCGGUCCAGAUGGCUUAGGUCCAAAUACCGGAGCCGAUAGCGGGGACAGAUUCUCACCCACCAUGAGAGCUGAUGAACAAAUCAAUCAAUUUGUCGAAGGUCUGGGACCGGGCCAAUUGGUUGGACGCCAGGUGCUGGGUGCUCCCUCGCUGGGCGAUAUCCAAUUAUCGCUGUGCUAUCAGAAAAAUUGCCUAGAAGUAGAGGUGAUCAGAGCCAGAGGUUUGCAGCAAAAACCCACCUCGAAAAUGUUACCAGCCCCAUAUGUCAAAGUUUAUUUGGUAUCGGGUAAAAAAUGCAUGGACAAAAUGAAAACUUCCACGGCUCGGCGAACGUUGGAGCCAUUGUAUCAACAGCAAUUGGUGUUCCAGAAUUGCAAUACAAAAGGCUGUAUAUUACAAGUUACCGUUUGGGGCGAUUAUGGCCGCAUCGAAAAGAAAGUCUUUAUGGGCGUUGCCCAAAUAAUGCUCGAUCAAAUCGAUUUAUCAAAUGGCAUUGUGAUUGGCUGGUAUAAACUAUUCGGCACCACCUCACUGAUGUCUGCCACUUAGCGACCUAAUAUUGGAUAAAAACAGAAUUAAUGAUUAUUAGCGACGAUGGUGAUGAUGAUGAUGAUGAAAAUACUGAAAAUGAUGAUGACGAGCA
Messenger RNA from Musca vetustissima, 2102 nucleotides. RefSeq names its product regulating synaptic membrane exocytosis protein 1-like. The coding region runs from base 20 to 2008 and encodes 662 amino acids. Gene Ontology annotation, molecular function: small GTPase binding; transmembrane transporter binding. The record is from RefSeq and is a predicted model, not a curated record. Lineage: Eukaryota; Metazoa; Arthropoda; Insecta; Diptera; Muscidae. The transcript is spliced from 12 exons. Gene Ontology annotation, biological process: calcium ion-regulated exocytosis of neurotransmitter; positive regulation of synaptic transmission; regulation of membrane potential. Gene Ontology annotation, cellular component: cytoskeleton of presynaptic active zone; presynaptic membrane.